This is a messenger RNA of Prunus armeniaca (apricot), 798 nucleotides long. NCBI's taxonomy places the organism in Eukaryota, Viridiplantae, Streptophyta, Magnoliopsida, Rosales, Rosaceae. The record is from the annotation of a GenBank genome assembly.
AUGAGGACAAUUAUGGCCAAGACCCCUCAUGACUCUUCUUUCUCUUUCUCCAGGAGGUACUUCCACUGGAAAAAGAAAGUGGAGGAUGAUGAAGAAGAUGACCACGAAAUCUUAAACUUCAACUCAUCAUACUCGCAUUUCUCUGAGGAAUCAGAGAAAGAUGAACAGGAGCUUAGAAUUCCAGUCCCAACAGACACUGCUUUGAUCCCCGCAAUAAUACCACGCAAGAAACAUUCUCUGAUGUCAGUGUCCAAGCUCCGCUCAGCUCUCACAGUGUUUGGUAAGAGCCGCUCUCGCUCUGGCCUUGGCACCAGAGUCAUGGGUACUCUGUUCGGCUAUCGUCGUGGACAUGUUCAUCUGGCAUUUCAAGAAGAACCCAAGUUGAGCCCUGCCUUCCUGAUCGAGCUUGCAACACCUACAAGUGUUUUGGUUCGAGAAAUGGCUUCUGGGUUGGUGCGGAUUGCCUUGGAGUGCGAGAAGAAAACAGAGAAGAAAGGUUUGAAAAUGCUUGAGGAGCCACUCUGGAGGACUUACUGCAAUGGAAAGAAAUGUGGGUUUGCUAUGAAGCGUGACUGUGGACCUGGGGAGUGGAAGGUUUUGAAAGCUUUGGAGCCAAUUUCAAUGGGGGCUGGUGUUUUGCCAGGAAGUGAAGAUGGAGUUGGAGCUGAGGGUGAGCUCAUGUACAUGAGAGCUAAGUUUGAGAGAGUUGUGGGGUCUAAGGACUCUGAGGCCUUCUACAUGAUGAACCCUGAUGGUUCUGGAGGUCCUGAACUUAGUAUUUAUCUGCUUAGAGUCUAG